Aspergillus pseudotamarii is the source of this 1122-nucleotide messenger RNA. RefSeq lists its product as uncharacterized. Gene Ontology annotation, cellular component: cytoplasm. Lineage: Eukaryota; Fungi; Ascomycota; Eurotiomycetes; Eurotiales; Aspergillaceae. The transcript has 5 exons. The record is from RefSeq and is a predicted model, not a curated record. Gene Ontology annotation, biological process: butanediol biosynthetic process. Bases 1 to 1122 code for a protein of 373 amino acids. Gene Ontology annotation, molecular function: zinc ion binding; (R,R)-butanediol dehydrogenase activity.
AUGCUGAACACCACUCUUGACACGGGUACUGUUCGAGCGACGCUGAAGACCACGCCCCUAAUGGAAGCGGUCCGCUUCCAUGGACCGCGCGACAUCCGGGUUGAAACAAUAGAUGAGCCCGUUUGUGGCAAAGGGCAAGUAAAGAUCCGACCAGCUUUCGUCGGACUCUGUGGCAGUGACAUACACGAGUAUACUGGGGGUCCUGUAUUGAUACCUCAAGAACCACAUAAUAUUACCGGACGCUCGUGGCCAGUGACACUUGGUCAUGAAUUCAGCGGUAUCGUCCAUGAAGUCGGAGAGGGAGUAACGAAUGUGUCUCCAGGACAGCGGGUCGUCGUACGUCCCACCAUCUUUGACCGGCAAUGCACAGCAUGCAAACGUGGCUAUGAGUACUGCUGCGAGAACAUAGGGUUUAUUGGCCUUUCCGGGUACGGUGGCGGGUUGGCAAAGUACCAUGUUGCACCGGCAGAACACUUCUACCCAAUCCCUGACAACGUAUCUCUUGAAGUGGCAGCCUUGAUCGAGCCAUUGGCGGUUGCCUGGCAUGCCGUUAAUUUAUCACCAUUCAAGAUGGGCGAUAAUGUCAUGGUGGUAGGCGGUGGGCCAGUUGGGAUCGGCAUUGUACAGGUGUUGAACUUGCAAGGCGCCAAGAACAUCAUGGUAUCAGAGCUUUAUGAGAAGCGCAGGAGGUUUGCGAUUGAAUACGGUGCUACGCAUGCCUUUGAUCCGGGCCAGGAGGAUGUGACGCAGAGGGUCAUGGAAAUGACGGACGGUGUGGGCGCCGAUGUCAUCUUUGAUGUCGCGGGUGUGGAAAAGGCAUUGAACGGCGCCAUCAGUGCGUGUCGCACACAUGGUACAAUCAUUAAUGUUGCUGUGUGGGAGAAGAAACCCGCAAUUCCCGUGAACGACUUAAUGUACAACGAAGUCAAUUAUACCGGGUCAGCAUUGUACGACGAAGGCUCCUUCGAAGCCGUUAUCAAGGCUCUUGGAUAUGGUCAAUUGAAACCAGAAAAGAUGGUUACGUCGAAAAUAAGGUUGAAUGAGACGGUGGAAAGGGGAUUCCAGACCCUGGUCAACGACCGUGAGGAUCACUGCAAGAUCCUAAUCGAUGUGCAGGCAUAA